AUGGCAUCCGAGACAGGCACCUUCUCUGCGCCCCCGCAGGUGCACACCUUUGAUGGUGUCCUAUCUGAUUUCGAUGGCACAAUUGUGGAUUCUACAGAUGCUAUCGUCAAGCACUGGCACGAAAUUGGUGCCGAGCUCGGCAUCGACCCAAAGACUAUCCUGGCCACCUCUCACGGCCGCAGAAGCAUCGAUGUGAUGCAACUAUACGAUCAGAGCAAAGCGAACUGGGAAUAUGUCAACUUCGUUGAAGGCCUCAUCCCAAAGAAAUACGGUUCCGACGCCGUCGAGAUCCCCGGAGGUCGGGACCUCCUCGCAGCCCUAGAAGACUCCGGCGCGAAAUGGGGAGUCGUCACAUCAGGCACAUCAGCCCUUAUUGACGGCUGGCUGGGCGUUAUGAAGCUCGCCAGACCCAAGAUUCUCGUCGUCGCUCAGGACGUUGAGCUCGGCAAGCCGGAUCCACGAUGCUACCUGCUCGGCCGUAAGAAGCUUGGAAUUGAGGAAUCAACAAACAUCGUUGUGUUUGAGGAUGCGCCUUCUGGAAUCAAAGCUGGAAAAGCAGCUGGGUUCAAGGUGAUUGCGCUGACGACGACGCACGCUUUGGAAAAGCUUCAGGCGGCUGGGGCGGAUUGGAUUGUGGAAGACUUGCGUAGUGUCUCGGUGAAGGGCGUUGUGGAUGGGCGGGUCCAGAUUGAGAUCGCGAAUGCCUUUCAAUAG
Molecule: messenger RNA, 714 nt
Organism: Penicillium malachiteum
Lineage: Eukaryota; Fungi; Ascomycota; Eurotiomycetes; Eurotiales; Aspergillaceae
Product: HAD family hydrolase
Exons: 4
Coding region: 1-714 (237 amino acids)
Molecular function (GO): beta-phosphoglucomutase activity; sugar-phosphatase activity
Source: RefSeq, a predicted model, not a curated record